Messenger RNA from Lates calcarifer (barramundi perch), 4846 nucleotides. It is a transcript of the gene phf14, whose product is annotated as PHD finger protein 14. Bases 111 to 2699 code for a protein of 862 amino acids. The transcript is spliced from 17 exons. Gene Ontology annotation, biological process: regulation of transcription by RNA polymerase II. Lineage: Eukaryota; Metazoa; Chordata; Actinopteri; Centropomidae. The record is from RefSeq and is a predicted model, not a curated record.
UGGUAACAACAUCCAGUCAUUUGUGCGUCACCGCUGUGUUCUCCAUUGUUCACAUAACAUGCCGUUGAAAGGAGACCUGCCUCAUUCCCUGUAGUAAAAACGAACCAAAAAUGGACCGCAGUUUGAAGCGCCGGCAGGUGAAGCCACUUGCUGCCUCUCUCUUAGAUGCCUUGGAUUAUGACAGCUCAGAUGACAGUGACUUUGAAGUGGGAGAUGCCUCAGGAUCAGACGGCACAGGCAAUGGUAGUGAUGAAGAAGGGUCUAAACCGAGCGCUGCAGGUUCGGAAAGUGAGUCGGACAACGCUGCUUCUGUAGAUGAUGGUAUAGAUGAGGAGGAGGCCAAAGACCUGGCUGCUGAAGACAACUUAACAGAAGAUGAAGAAAAGACCAAACAGCUGCCUUCGUCAGACAGCUCAACCAAAGACAUCCCUGCUGGCGCCUCACUCAAGGGCCGACGCAAGAGCAAGAAAACAUCAGAACCCGAGCCUGCUCAAGCUGCCGACACUGCCUCAACUUCUGGAUCUGGCAGUGUGAACACUGAAGAGAACCAGGCUGAGCCCAAGAAAUGGAAUUUCCGUAGGAAUCGUCCCUUGCUGGACUUCACCACUAUGGAGGAGCUGAACGAGAUGGACGACUACGACAGUGAGGAUGAUAAUGACUGGCGACCCACUGCAGGGAAGAAGAAAGGUAAAGCAGCCACCCAGAAAGGAGGCACUGAGGAAGAGGAUGGUGGCAGUGCUAGUGACGACGACGAUGAUGAUGAUAAUGAUGAUGACGAUGAUGAUGAGGAUGAGGAUGAUGACAAGGAAGAUGGUGAUAACAACAACAGCAGCAGUGAUAGUGACAAAGAGGUGAAGAAGCCCAUGAAGAAAGCAAAGACCACCAGUAAUUUUGAUGAAGAGCUUACUAAUGACAGCAUGUCCCAGGGAAAGGGUAAUGAGGAUGCCUUGCUUGAUCGGUCCCAGACGUGGAGCACUCAGCACAUCCUCAUCUGCUGUGUCUGUCUGGGAGACAACAGUGAGGACGCAGAUGAGAUCAUCCAGUGUGACAACUGUGGCGUGACUGUGCACGAAGGAUGUUACGGCGUAGACGGUGAAAGUGACUCAAUCAUGAGCUCAGCCUCGGAGAAUUCGACAGAGCCUUGGUUCUGUGAUGCCUGUAAGAAUGGAGUGACUCCCAGCUGUGAACUCUGCCCCAACCAGGAUGGCAUCUUUAAAGAGACAGAUGCAGGGAGAUGGGUGCAUGUGGUUUGUGCACUUUAUGUUCCUGGAGUAGCAUUUGGAGACAUUGAUAAACUACGACCAGUGACACUCACAGAAAUGAAUUAUUCAAAGUACGGGGCCAAGGAGUGCAGUUUUUGUGAAGACGCCCGUUUUGCCAGGACUGGUGUGUGCAUCAGCUGUGAUGCUGGAAUGUGCAGGUCCUACUUCCAUGUUACCUGUGCACAGAGGGAGGGACUCCUGUCUGAGGCUGCAGCAGAGGAGGAUAUUGCAGAUCCAUUUUUUGCGUAUUGCAAACAGCAUGCUGAUCGCUUUGACAGGAAAUGGAAAAGGAAGAAUUAUCUGGCUCUACAGUCUUACUGUAAGGUCUCUCUGCAGGAGAGAGAGAAACAGCUUACUCCUGAAGCUCAGGCCCGAAUCACGACCCGCCUGCAGCAGUACAGGGCAAAAGCAGAGCUUUCCAGGAACACCCGGCCUCAGGCGUGGGUACCACGGGAAAAACUGCCCCGACCUCUGACUUCUAGUGCUUCAGCCAUCAGGAAGCUGAUGAGGAAGGCAGAGCUGAUGGGCAUCAGCACAGACAUUUUCCCUGUAGACACGUCUGAUGCUAAUGCCAGCUUGGACGGACGCAGGAAACACAAGCAGCCCGCCCUCACAGCAGACUUUGUCAAUUACUACCUGGAGCGGAACAUGCGAAUGAUCCAGAUCCAGGACAACAUCUCUGAACAGAAGAACUUAAAAGACAAGCUGGAGAGCGAGCAAGAAAAACUGCACGUGGAGUACAACAAGCUAUGUGAGUCUCUGGAGGAGCUGCUGAAUAUAAAUGGAGAGCUGCGGAGUGAAGGCCAGGCCAUGUGGACUCUGCUGGGGGGCAUCCUGGGCCAGAAACUUAACACUCCAGCUAUUCUGAAAGCCCCAAAAGAGAGGAAGCCCAGCAAGAAGGAGGGAGGAACCCCAGGGAAGUCAUCUAGCCUGCCAGCGAUCCUCUACAGCUGUGGUAUCUGUAAGAAGAACCAGGACCAACAUCUGCUUGUGUUGUGUGACACCUGCAAGCUCUACUACCACCUGGGCUGCCUGGAGCCACCACUAACACGUAUGCCCAAGAAGACCAAGAACAGCUACUGGCAAUGCUCCGAGUGUGACCAGGCCAGCAGCGAUGAGGCUGAUAUUGCCAUGGAGACACUACCUGAUGGCACCAAGAGGUCCAGGAGGCAGAUCAAAGGACCAAUCAAAUUCAUCCCACAGGAGAUGUCACCAGAGCCCAAGAAACAUCAAGUGAGAGGCACGAGAACAAGAGGACAGAAGAGGAAGAGGGUUCCCAUCUGUGAAGACAAAGAAGAUAAAAUUGAGGAACCACUGCCACGGGAACGCCGACAACGGCAGUCUGCAAUGCAGAAAAAACCGAAAGCUGAAGACACGAGGACUGAGUGUACAACCUGCAAAGGACCAGGUGACAACGAAAACCUUGUGAGGUUGUGAGAGCCGGGGCAGCCACCUCACCUCCCAUAAAAACUCGGGACAGAUGACCGUUGGCUUAGAGACAGAGAGAGGCAAAUUGAGGCGUUCGAAGAAUGGCGCUCGGGUCAGGCUGAAGAACGAGACCGUCACGCCACCGCAACCACUUCUGAUCCGAACUGGACCAACAUCUGUCCAAUGAAAAUUGAGCGGAACUUUCUGAAUCUAAAUUAUGGAAUCCAAGUCAUGAAAGGUUGCUUUUGAGCCGAUAAAGUUUGGUUACUGUUGGACUAUCAAAUUGCUUGUGCAGGCUAUGAGUAACUUGGUUUAUGAUUUAUUUAAAUUUUUUAACAGUUAUGGCUCCAGUUGCAUCUAUGCAAAGGUCUGCAUCUUCAAAGUUUUGACUGAGUAAAAAAUGGUGUUCUGUUUAUAUAGUUCAUGUAUUAAAACAUUUAGGUAAGUUAACACGGUAAUUUGCUUGUGCUGUUUAUGUAGCCCAGUGAAAUAAGAGCUUACGAUCAAGCAACUGAUAGAUGCAACUGUUCCAUAUAUAUGUUUUAUUAGGAACUGAGUCCAGUUAAAGUUUACCAGGAAGGUCAAGUGCUCAUUCCGUGGGGUCUUUUAGAUUGCUUUCAAAUCUAGUUGUAAUUAGUUGGUCCAGGGCUGAUUAGUCUCUUGACUGCUCAUAUGGCAGCUAAGUUUGUUUGGCUUCUUCACUUUGUAAGAAAUUAUCAAAAUACUGUUGGCUUGUUGAUCAUGUUGCCUGCAUUGAGGAACAACAGCAAAAUGCUGAAGGAGCUACAAAAGUCAUAGAGCUGCUACACUCUUAGCAACAGUUGAUUUGUGCUUUGUCUGACUUUGGACUCCCGAAUCAGUCCUCUCUAUGUCUCUUGGUGCUCACUUGCACCCAACAUAUAUGUGAAAUAUUUAACAUCAGUAGAUUUUUUUUUUCAUUGGUACUAGGCUGGUGCUCUGAACUUCUGAUCCCCCUGCACUCAUCAGUGCCAAUCAGUAGUAUUGAUUGGAGCUAUCUACCACCCAAUCACUCUUAAGAAUUUCAGUGUGAUCUGGUUAAUUGCAUACACAUUUGAACCUUGGCUUUCUCAGAUAUGAGUGUUGUGUUGUGUUUAAGUGAGUGGGUGACCAGAAGUAUUAAGAAAAGUCAGUAAUGUUUAUGUUUAAAAGCCAACUGUUUCUGGUCUCUCAGCUGUAGCAGUAAAGUAAUGCUACUAUAAAGCAUCUGUAGUAGAAACAAACUAGUGUUGUUAGUUGUAAUAGCACUUAAAUAUUUGUCCAAUGUCUUUAGUGUCUUUAGGCAUUUAGAAGUCUUCCUCUGUAUCCAUAUCUUGAAGUGACAGUUAAACUGACAUGUCCUCAGAAAGGACCCCAGCUUUGUGUCCAUGUCCCUGGUGGCCCAUAGUCAUCGCUGUCAAAACAGUAGCUGCUUGCUGCUCUGUCAGGGUUCAGGACAAGUGUCAUAUUCUGCCCUCAUGUGUCACUCAGUUGCCUACCCAGGGUCCAGUAUGCAUGCUUUUGGGAGCAGUCAAACCCAUGCAGUUUUACUGCUUUUUGUCUCUCUGGUGUGUGUCCACAAACAACAUUGCAAAAGGUUUGUCUUUUGAGAUGAGAUCUUGGUGCAGAAUGACUUGCUGACCCCUAACUACUUCUUUCCCAUCACUCAUAGUCAGUCAGUCUCAAAGACUGCUUGUCAGUUCUACAAUGCAUGGCUGUAUCUAUUUACCUAGAUCUGUAUAAUAAUUUAAAACUGAAAAUAAGUGAUGUGGUCUUAUAGAAUUUGAAUGCCAGGUAGUUACGUAGUGCGAUGAUGUGUACAGUAUUUAUUGAAGAGGUCAAACAUCCAUUUGUCUUUUUCUGCCCACAUACUUGAUGAUAUAUCUUAAGCCUGUGUUUUGAACAGAGUUGAACUUUGAUUUGUGAUUUAGUCUUGAAGCGACUACCAUAUUUUCUUUUAAUUGCCAAACAUUGUUUUUACAUUUGUUUACAGACAUGCCUCGAAAGGAAUAUUUCAGAUUAAUUGUGUACUGUACUGUGGUACUGUAUGAAGUACGAAUAGGAAUGUUGCUGCUGUGUAUGUAAAGUGUCUCAGCCUCUGGCCUACAGCUCUUGAAAAUUAAGCGGAGCUUUAAUAAACUCUUGACUUUUUCACCUUA